AAGCUUCUUCGUAUUAGGUUCUUCUUUUUCCUUCACUGUCAUUUCUAGGCUGCUCCUUCCACAUCCCUUCAACCCCACUUAGGUAAAAACUCGCCCACUUCCAAAUCACACCUCACCUCUCCUCAACCACAAUGCUGUCGUCAGAAUCAAGCGGUGUUGUAGAUCCAGCAGCGCGCGACAAAUAUCUGCUCCAGGUCACUGCAGGCCCCUCUUAUGACUCGUCGACUCACCGCGAAGUGGCCGUCAACGGUGACGAUGCCCACGUUAUCGACAACGAUGUCAUGACCUGCUACCUAAAAGUGCGGAUACGUGACUACCAUGGCCUUCCCCGCAGUUCUCCCUCAACAAAUAAGUACUUCUCACAUCCGACGCAUCUGUCAGACCGGUAUUCCAUAGGCUUCUCCUUCGUCCCUAAGAAAGACAUUGCUGGGAAUGAUCUGGUAACUGGAUUCGACUUUGAUCACUCCAUCAAAGAUCGUCUCCCGCCAGGGUUUAAAUACGCGAUGAAAAUCGUUACUACCAUCCUAGAUCCUGGAAUUUAUAGCGAUCCAUAUUCUGACAGGCCGUACUUAUAUGGUCCAGCGCUUUCGAGUUUCUUUUCGUUCCGCGUUGGUGAGCAUGAGAGUCACACACCGGCGGAUAACCAGCUCGCCACGCAACUUCAAAAAGACCCAGCGGGAGUAAUUGAGGAAGGUGCCGAUGGUAGUGGACAGCAGAUUCGGCAAGAUCUGAGCAUUCCGCCAAAGGCCAACAAACGGCGGAAAAACUUUCUGAACAUCUCGAAUCUCGAGAACUUCACCUUUGAAGCCGGGCGACUUUACCAAGCAGAUUUCUUCAACCCGUAUCUUGAUUUCGCCAAUUUCGCGCUAAGGAUUCCCGGGUUCUCCAUUUCGGUAGUACGCUACAUCGAUAACAAAACACAUCAGUUACGCUACGUCCUCAAGAACAGGAGAACGGAUGAAGUUCUCUUCGUCGUCAUCUUCACGCUUCUCUUCGGCCAAAAACUAGCGGGUACUUUAGGAAAACACCCUGAAGCAAAAGAAAUUCAGAAGCCAACAGUAGGGACACCACAAAGGCACACUCCCGAAGGCGAGCCGUCAAGACCGGAUACCUCAUCGUCUUGCGAGACUCCUGUGCCAUCUUCUCGGUCCUCCACCCCUGCAAGUUCGGAGGUAGAGGAGAUAGAGAAUUCGGGUGCGGCAGCCACCUUUGCGAACUCGAUUUACUCAGGAUUCGCAGCCCUCGGAUUCGGUAGGACGGCAUCAAGCUCUGAAGCGUCAAGCGAAAGUGGGUCGAAGAGUACAUCACCCGAACGUCCAAGGAAACCGUUGGCUUCAUCAAAAACAACGAGUCUCGAGGAACGGAAAAAAGAUAUAAACAGCAGGAUUGAUGAUUUAGACGAAGUGCAGAUGGAGGAUUAUUUGAGGGGCAGGCAUGGAAAUGGGGGUGUGAGAAGAUGAGCAAGCCCCCCCAAUGGAGACAAUGAAAGAUAUCUCGACAGGUUUUGGCAUUGCGAAGGCGUUAAGAAACUGCUGGGCAUCGUGGGCAAGAUGAGGGCUCAUCGAGAUUAAUGAA
Molecule: messenger RNA, 1575 nt
Organism: Lindgomyces ingoldianus
Lineage: Eukaryota; Fungi; Ascomycota; Dothideomycetes; Pleosporales; Lindgomycetaceae
Product: DUF1769-domain-containing protein
Exons: 1
Coding region: 132-1460 (442 amino acids)
Source: RefSeq, a predicted model, not a curated record